This is a messenger RNA of Annulohypoxylon truncatum, 1578 nucleotides long. RefSeq lists its product as uncharacterized. The record is from RefSeq and is a predicted model, not a curated record. Lineage: Eukaryota; Fungi; Ascomycota; Sordariomycetes; Xylariales; Hypoxylaceae. Gene Ontology annotation, molecular function: serine-type endopeptidase activity. Gene Ontology annotation, cellular component: membrane. The transcript is spliced from 4 exons. The coding region runs from base 290 to 1444 and encodes 384 amino acids.
UAGAGAUACCACCUGGUUUUCAAUGAUUGAUGAUGAUUGGCCCGGUAUCAAGCAAGCUUUGGAAGCUUGGUUAGACCCUUCGAACUUCGAUGACGAGGGCAAGCAGAAGAGGAGGCUAGAAGAGUUCAGGCAAUGAUAAACAGAGAUGAAAAAUAAGGCGGUAGACCUGGAUUAUAGAAAGAGUAAAUGAAACUUAUAAGAAGUCCAGAAGUCACGACAGAUUGGGUUUUUGCAAAGUUGCUUAAAGGUAGGUACGUAUUAAAAUGGCUUGUUUGUGGCAGAUCAUUCAAUGUGGCGCACAGAAUCAGCUGAUCACAGCUGGUGUGAAAGCCAUCUGCAAAGCUCAACUUCCCUCGUUGGCGUUUGCCAAAGGGCAGUAAGAGAGAAAUUUCAUCAUAAUCAAUCCCGUGGUCCCCUUCACUUGCCUAAUGCGCAUCAGCUAGGACGUCGUACUCCGCUCGGGGCCGGCCCGCUAAAUCGCAGAUUCGGGUCGUCGUACAUUCCGGGAGCAGAGCUACCCAAGGUUCCGGUUCUCAGGCCGACAAUAUGGGCUAUCGCCGCUACGGCUACUAUCUACAUCGGGUGCGCUACGUACAGUGUCUACCGGGAAGUCCGGGUCGUCAAGCAGAGAGGGGACUACGAGGAAUAUGUGAUUAAUUCGUACGACGACUUGGAAUACGUCAGGAGGCGCGGGGAUAGCUCCCAUCGCAUCCCGUCCCGCCGGCAGACUACGGCGGCGAAGUGGUAUCCGACGGAGCAGCUCUGGACCAUUUUCAAGGGACGCACGGACGCAGAUAUAAUGCUCCUAUGCGCUGCGGCCCUCAACCUCAGCCUUUUCGGAAUUAGCCCUCUUGCUCCCGGAUCCGUGGCUCCGUAUCUGAAGCACAUACCUGUCUCCAGCCCCAAUAAAACGCUCCUGACCUCUGCCUUUGGACACAGCGGCGCUAUUCACACCACGCUUAGUACGGUUGUGUUGCUCCAGCUCGCUUCUAAGACCACGCGCUCUCGUGUAUUCGAGGGAAACGGUAGCCACUUCGCCGCUUUUUAUCUUUCGACCGGCAUCUUUACAUCGCUGGGGCAUCAGCUCGCAACUUUACUGCCGACGCGGAAGUAUCGAUUCUUCCGUUUAACGCCGGCAAGGGGGGCAAGUGGCGUAAUCUGCGCUUUUCUGGGAGCUUGGGCUACAAUGAACCCCAAUAUGAGACUCAGUUUCUUAUUUCUACCUGGAUAUUCUUUUCAUGUCCAGGACUUUCUGGCUUUUAUGGUGAUACUAGAGACGUACGGGCUUUUUAUCGGGUUACCAUAUAAAUCCAUGCCACACGCGGCACAUCUGAGCGGGCUAGCAAUUGGGUCAGCGUAUACUUACUUCGACGGGAAGAAAAACGUGUGGCAUCCUACCUGCCAAUCCGCCUUUCUAUUGAUGAAGCGCUUGAAAAUGAUAUGACGGGGAGAAGAAGAGGUGAAUAGCACAGGAGCUCUAUGGGACAAUGAACAGUCGAGAUUACACUUAUAGAGAAGCUAUUUGGUUGUUGAAUGCUGUAUACUAGGUAAUGCCAUUCAGUGUCAGCAAUAUAUUUA